Molecule: messenger RNA, 3126 nt
Organism: Prosopis cineraria
Lineage: Eukaryota; Viridiplantae; Streptophyta; Magnoliopsida; Fabales; Fabaceae
Product: auxin response factor 2A-like
Exons: 14
Coding region: 677-2710 (677 amino acids)
Biological process (GO): regulation of DNA-templated transcription; response to hormone
Cellular component (GO): nucleus
Molecular function (GO): protein binding; DNA binding
Source: RefSeq, a predicted model, not a curated record
CGAACAUAGACUGUGCAUUAAGUGAAGCAGAAUCAGACGAAGUGGCGGAGACACAGAGAGAGAGAGAGAGAGAAGCAUCGUCGAUGCAUGAGCAUGCAGGCGACAAUGGCGCUUCGAUCGUAUCGGCGCAAAUUAGCAAACAUCGCCAGCAUCAUUCAAGACUAAGAGAGAGAAAGAGAAACUAUUGUGGUGGCUUUAGCAGGCAUGAAAAGGGUACGGUUACUGCAGACAUCUGAGAAGCUGCGCAGCGACUCAUUCAGCACAAGAAAAUAAAGCAAAGCACUCUGCACCAGGAGUACUAACAAGCCUAAAUCCACACCACCCCCUCUCUCUCACUCUCUCUGUAGCUCUUGCCUGGCUAUAACGUACUCUAUUGCACACGUACAGGGUUACAGGCGUUACUGCGACAGUAACAGCAUCACGCCAUACGAAGAGAGGGAGAAGGGGGCCCCCCGGCUGGCGUGGUAAUGGUGGUGAGGCUUGCUGUGGGGAGAGAGGGGGAGGAAUCUGAAACCGGGUGCGUAAGUGUGAAAAGCUUGAAUGCUAUGAACUGAAACGUUUGGAUUGUGCUGGAUACCCGAGAUGCCUCUCAUUACUCUAUUUUGUCGCUUUCCAACUUUCUGUUCUUAAUUUCUGGAUCUUUAACUAUCUCUUCAUUGCCCCGCAUUUCCCUCCCAUGAGGCAUCAGAGGAGGAUGAACGGUGUAGCUUCUGCGAACAAAGGGUCUCCAGCCGAUAACUCUCGAAAAAAUGGUGACGGAGCUCCGACAUUUAACUAUGGCGGCUUCUUCCUUGAAGGUGAGAAAAAUGUUUUGAAUGAUUCACUAUGGCAAGCAUGCGCCGGCGCUUCUGUCAUUGUUCCAUGCACGGGGGACUUGGUCUUCUACUUUCCUCAAGGCCACUUGGAACAGGUUGCUGACUUUACACGACAGGAUGGUCACAUGGAACUUCCUGCUUGUGAUUUGCCUUCUAAAAUCCUUUGCAGGGUGAUGGGUGUUCAGCUAAAGGCGGAAGCCAACACAGACGAGGUUUUCGCUCAAAUAACUCUAAUUCCUGAGUCAAAGCUGGAUGAAGUUAGUUCAGACGAUAAAGAGUCUCGGCUAAAACACAGAAGUACUUCCAGGUGCUUUAGUAAGACUCUCACCCUGUCAGAUACAGGUGCCCAUGGUGGAUUCUCCAUUCCCAAGAAACUUGCCGAGGAAUGCUUUCCACUGCUGGAUAUGUCUCAGCAACCACCAGGACAGGAGCUAGUUGCGAAGGACUUGCAUGGUGUUAUAUGGAAUUUUCGCCAUACCUAUCGUGGUCAGCCAAAACGACACCUGCUUACGGGUGGCUGGAGUUCAUUCCUCCAUUCAAAAAAGCUUGAACCCGGCGAUACAUGCAUUUUUCUUUGCGGAGAAAAAGGAGAACUUGGUAUUGGGAUCCGCCGAGCACUUAAACAACACAACAAAACAUCCUCAUCCACAUGCGUGAUAUCUGGCCAUAGCAUGCAACUCGGGAUAUUGGCCACUGCUUCUUAUGCUGUUGCUACGGGAUCCAUGUUUACUGUCUACUACCGUCCCUGGACUUGUCCCUCUGAAUUCAUUGUUCCACUGGAUCACUACAUGAAGUCAGCUAAAAUGAAAUAUUCAUGUGGACUGAGGAUACAAAUGCAGUUUGAAGCCGAAGAAUCUACAAGGAGAUAUGCAGGAACCAUAAUAGGUAUUGACGAUAUCGAUGGCAAGAAGUGGCCUGGUUCAGAAUGGAGAUGUCUCAAGGUGAAAUGGGAUGCCAAGCUUGAUAUAGAUAUGCGUCCUGAAAGGGUUUCUCCUUGGAACAUUAAGCCCUUAGAAUCUUCCGGGAAGAGCAUUCCUAAUCUACCCCCACCAAAGAGGCCACGUUUACUUGACCCAUCAAUGUCUGGAUUAUGUGAUCUUACCAAGGAUGACAUCGAUUUGAACUCAGCCAACUAUGCAUCUCACAUAUGUGAGAGGGACUUACAAGGUCAAGAUUACAAAGAUGCAGGCUUCCAACAAUAUGACUCACAGUUCAAGACGAAGAAUCAACUGCACUUUGAACUGCAAAUCCCUGUUUGCCAUUGUUCAGCAUCAUUUCCGGAUGAUGACAUUUCAACUUCAAGCCCCCCCAAACAGCCCCUAAUCCCGACCACCAAUGAAGAAUGCAAUAAUAUCUCUGUCACCAGGUACCUUUCACUCUCAAAUGUGAAUUCCAAUGAUUCUGAAUCCCAGGGAUGGCGGGCUUCUGAAUCGAGGGAUGAUAAUGAUAAUAAAACUGAAUACAAGCUUUUCGGGAUAAGCUUAAACCACUCGGAGCUCCCUUCACCACAAGUUGCUGCUUCUAGCAGUACUUCAACCCUUCAUGUUCCUCCAAUGUCUCAGUCAAGCGUUUCUGCGACUAUCCCGGUUUCCAAACCAUCAAACGCUAUUUCAGGUGUUGCGUCGCAGAAAAAAUGCAAGAAAUGUUGCUCUGUUAAUAGCCGGACUUGCACAAAGGUGCUUAAGCGUGGAAAUGCACUAGGUAGAUCAAUUGACCUCUCGCGUAUCACUGGAUACGAUGAACUCAUUUCUGAACUGGACGUGAUGUUUGAUUUCCAAGGAAGCUUAAUAAAUGGAAGCAGCGGAUGGCAUGUUGUCCCCAUGGAUGAUGACGGGGAUAUGAUGCUGUUUGGAGAUUUCCCGUGGCAGUUAAGUGUGAGAUCACUAGUAGUAUGAAAACAGGUCUAUAUUUUGCCCUAAAGUCAGGAUUUCCAGUCCAUGGUGCAAAAGAUGAUAAUCAUUUGUCCAAAGGAGGCCACCAACAACCGGAGUGCUUUUGCUAGCACAGCAGACUCAACAACCCAGUAAUCCCUGAGCAAACAAAGAUAUUAACGAGUCAUGCAGCACAAUGCAGCUGUAUGGUUGUUUAUGGAACUAAAUGGAUCGCAUUAAUAUAGUCUUGUGAUGUUUUUCUAGUGCAAGCAUGUUCUUUAUAGGUUCCUUUAUUUUCCAGACAAAUUUGGGGUUUAUGAGACGAGAUAGUGUCGCCUGAGCAGACGUUGUUGACAACAACAUUAACUAUUUUACAUUGUCUAGUUUAUCGUCAUUCAACUUAUGGAAAAUUGCACUGGUGAUUGAUUUGCAGGGUCGAA